Jaculus jaculus (lesser Egyptian jerboa) is the source of this 426-nucleotide messenger RNA. It is a transcript of the gene Il13, whose product is annotated as interleukin 13. Gene Ontology annotation, biological process: immune response. The record is from RefSeq and is a predicted model, not a curated record. The transcript has 4 exons. Lineage: Eukaryota; Metazoa; Chordata; Mammalia; Rodentia; Dipodidae. Gene Ontology annotation, molecular function: cytokine receptor binding. Gene Ontology annotation, cellular component: extracellular region. Bases 31 to 426 code for a protein of 131 amino acids.
CCUUGGGUCCUCCUGGUGGCUCUGGGCUUCAUGGCGCUCUGGGUGACUGCGGUCCUCGCUCUCGCCUGCUUUGGUGACCUCACCGCCCCAGGCCCCGUGCCAUGCUCAGUGCCACCUCUGGUGGCCCUCAGAGAGCUCAUCGAGGAGCUGGUCAACAUCACACAAGACCAGAAGGCUCCCCUGUGCAACAACAGCAUGGUGUGGAGCGCAGACCUCACAGCCGGCGGGUACUGCGCCGCCCUGGAGUCCCUGGCCAACGUCUCUGGCUGCAGUGCCAUUCUCAAGACCCAGAGGAUGCUGAGGGGACUGUGCACUCACAAGGCCUCGGCUGGGGGUUCCAGCUUACCAGACACAAAAAUCGAAGUGGCCCAGUUCAUCAAGACCCUCCUCCAGUACUCACGGAAACUUUUCCGCAACCCAAACUGA